Zea mays is the source of this 881-nucleotide messenger RNA. RefSeq lists its product as uncharacterized. NCBI's taxonomy places the organism in Eukaryota, Viridiplantae, Streptophyta, Magnoliopsida, Poales, Poaceae. The record is from RefSeq and is marked validated. Gene Ontology annotation, cellular component: nucleolus.
AAGUUUUUGUAUUCGCCCAAGCCCGGCCCAUCCACCAUCCGCUGCUACUCUUCAUCACAAACCCUAAUAAAUCCAUCUCCGCCUCUGGUUCGUCCUCCAUCUCCUCCCAAAUCGCGGCACCAAGCACCCGACCGCUUUCCGCAUGGCUUCCCACAUCGACUUCCGCUGCUUGGAUGAGGGCCUCGGCGGCGAGCGCGGCAAGCGCAAGCGUCGCGAGGAUGCCGAGGCGGCGGCCGCGGAUUCCAUGGACCUCGAUGCCGACGCGCACCGGCCGUCUAAGCUCCGCGCCAUGCCUUCCCUCUCCGACCCCUCGAAGCCGGCCUCCUUCGGCCAGCCCACCUACGACGGCGUCAUCGCAGGGCGGUUGUCGGGACGGCGGUGGAAGGAGGCCCGCACCCGGCGAGCGUCGGCCGUGGCGGUGUCGCGGAAGCCGACCCCGCUGGAGCAGCGCGUCCGGGAGAAGUCGCUGAAGCGCGCGUACCAGGCCCGCAAGGCGGAGCUCAAGGAAGAGAUCCGGCAGAACAAGGUGGCCAAGCGGAAGGCCCGCGAGGAGCGUGAGAAGCGGAAGCAGGAGAACGUGCUCCGCACGGGCACCAAACUGCAGAGGGUCACCAACCCAAAGACGAUCCAGAAGAUCGCCAAGUCCAAGAAGCGCAAGCAGCUCAAGGUCGUCCCCGACGAGUUCCUCGGCGGCAAGAAGUCGGUGGCCAACCGGCGCAUGCAGGUGCCUGGACUCGAAAAUUGAAUCUGACAGGCCUCGAUCUCUCUGUAUCUGUUCUGUGGCGGCGUUGAGUUGGCAAGGUUAGUUCGACGACGAUUUUGUACUUGCUUCUGGUUAUGUAGUUUGAAGCGUGAUUAAAUUAAGCGAUUAAAAUGGCGUG